AUGAAUGAUGAAAUGUUCGCAAAGGAAGAAUUGUCAAAGGUGGAAAAGUUAAAAAGAAAAGGCGAAGGAGACAAUACGGACAACAACGAUGAUGGUGAACAUUUUACACAUGGGAGAAAUUUGUCCUAUUCUAAUUAUUACGAGCAAGGAAAUGACGAUGAAGAGAAUGAGGAACAGAAUGAUCAGGAAGAUGAUGCUGAGGAGGAGGAGGAAGAAGACGACGACGACGCACCAUACAAUUUGGCAAAUCCAGUGAGUCGAAACAUAACAACAGAUGCUGUGAUCAAUCAAGGACCUGUGUACCAUAGAACAUUUAAUAACGAGUAUGCAUAUGCAGAAUCUUUAGCCAACCUAAAUGACAAUGCAAGAGGAGGCAUGUAUGAAAAGACUGUCCGUGUUGGUGAGGCGGGGAACAGUGACCGAACAGACUUCGCCUCCAACCUAAACGAAUCAUUAAUGAAACUCUUCAGCAUGAAGUGUAAUAUUCAAGAGGAGAAACUACAGGAUAGAAAGAUAAACUCGUAUAAGAAAAUUUUAAGAAAUAAUUCGAAUGCAGACUUGAGCGAAACAGUUACAAUAUAUGCGGAUAAUGCUAGUGUGCAAAAUUGCUUCGGUCAAGAACCCUCCGAUGAGCCCUUCCAUCAGGACAAGCAUAACGAUUGCCAUGAGAUGAGUAGUAGUGAUUUUGUUAAAGGGUACAUCAAAGCGUCUAGUCCUUACCAAGUAAGAGAAAACAACGGGAUAGCCCAUUUUCUGGAGCAUAAAAAGGCAUACAUAGGUGGAAGCAGCCUUUUGAAGGAACCUAUGGGGGAAAAGAAAAAACGUCUUCCAAAGAGUACAAUGGGCAGCGCACCGAGUUGUGUUGAAUACGACUCGGAUGAUGGUAACGGAGAAACGCUUUACUCCGUAGAUAACGGGAGUGGAACCGCUAUGUCCAACCAGUCUGCUGGCUCCAAUGAAUCCGUGGAGGGCACGGAAUUCAUGCCUAACGGCGAAGAGCAAUAUUUCCGCAACGACAUUGCGAAGAGAAUUCUGGACAACAUGGACCGGGUGCACAUGCUCAAUAAAGAGAGACACUCUGCUGACGGUACUGACGACGGUACUAAUGAAGGUCCUGGUGACACUCAUGAUGACGAGGGAGACCAAUUCAAAAUGGAGCUCCUCAGCAAGUACAACAGUGUGAAUUAUGUAAAUAAUGUAAUUCAGGAUCUGAGUAAACUUCAUGGAGAAAAUCAGAGUGGAGAGAAUGCCAACCGAGUAGAAAGAAGCAUGCGCAUUAGCUCUGGUGUCAAUAUGGGAGGUGUUGCGGAAGCUUGUGAGGAAAACACCAACCAUGAUAAAAACUACAAGGUGAUAAAUAUAGAUAUGAAUAAUGCUAAUGAUUCGCGCAGGAUGCUCAUUCCUGGUGAUGCCAUGGUGAACGCGCUAGUAAACAAACGAGGAAAUAAGAAGCAGACAAUACUGACGAAGAGCAGAGAAAACACUGUUGUGGGGGAUGAUGAAGAGGAGGGGGAUUACUCAAAGGGGGUGUACAUUAUGCAUGAAAAUAACUCCUCCAAGGUGGCAGUAAACAGUAAUAAAAUUAGCCAAGGACAAGAUCACAUCCAGAGUGGAAGCGAAGUAUCCAGGGCAAGUACCUCUAACGAAGCUAAUCUGAAGAAGCAUGUCGAAGGCAUAAUGAAGGGAAUUUCAUCUAUGAAUAACUACGACUACUGCAGUUAUGCAGUUAAGAGCACAGACAACCCCAUAGAAUUGAUGAAAUCACAACAGAACUAUUCUAUCGGGGCAGGAGAACAUAAAUACCAAAUGGGUCAUAAGAACAGUAGCAGUAACAGCUUCAGUAACUACUGCAGUAACAGCUGCAAUAACCCCGCCUACCUCAUAAGUGGCGGCAAAAUGGGGAAGACUAAAACCGAGUCUAACGUAAACAAUGACACUUAUCAGAAUGAUGAAUACCCCGACAGGAAGAAUAACUUAGUCAAUGUUGGCCACAACAAUAAAGAAGCAGCAGAUUUGUCCCCUUAUAACAUUCCCAUCGGGGAGAAGACCAGUAAAGGAAGAGAAAAUUUGCCCAAUGUACUCCCCGUUAACAGUGCCGCCGACAAUUUUUGUGGACUUCUACAAGGAAGUAAUAAAAAAAAUCUUGAAACAAAAACGGGUAAGAAAUUGGUUAAUAUAAACCAUGAGAACAGGGCAGUCGGCCACAACCAAGGCGGCAACAACUAUCACGGAAAGUACACAAAGGACGACAUUAACCCGAGACGAGCAAAUGAGGCGGUCCAAUAUAUUUGUGACGAAAACUAUAACGAGGAAGUACCCCCUAACGGGAACUACCGAGGUAGGUUUUCAUCACGUGUUCGAAAUGUGAAGGGAGAAGAAAAGUACAGCUAUUUGAAGCAGUCCAACGAAGAUUCUAAUCUUACCAAUUUAAGCUCAGAUGCUCAUGCUGAAUUGAAUGGAGAAAAUCGGAGAUACUACCAGAACAGAACGAACGAGUCCGCUGAUUUCGAAAUGAAGGACCCGCUUCCAUACAAAGGGAGUAAAUCUCAGAAGGAAGAAUCAAUCAAUAGUGGAAAUAUCAAGGGGAAGAAUAUUUUUGACGAAUAUGACGAAAAAAGUGAUGUGAAUUACCCCGACCAGCACCACCAUCAUCAUGGUCAGGAAGAUUCAUCGCGCCAAAUUCGCCAAUCUGCUCAAUCUUACCAGUCGCACCAAGUAUCUGUGUCGAGAAGCCUCCCACCGGAGGCUUCCCACAGUGGUUGUAGGCGAAAUAACGCCCCCACCCGAUACGUGCAUGAAAGGUACAGCAAUAACAGCGAAGGAGAAAUGGAGCAGAUGUACAAAGUCGAAAAAGAGAAAAAUUGUAACCUGGGAAACUAUACGCAGGAGCUAAAUGACGACGAACAGAAAGAUGAACAAAAUUACUGCAACAAAUGGAGUGAAAAUUCUGUCAACGCAGUGAAUGAUGUUAAAAGAAAAAUGAAACAAGACACCAAUAAAGGGGACUAUUUGAAGAGUGGCUCUUCUUCUGCACCGACCAAAGACAUAAGCAAUGUAGAGGUCGGGAUGGAUAAUUUUAUGAAGAACAAAAAUAGUUUCUAUCCGAACAACUAUGAAGAAAUAAGGAAGGCCCUCUUUAACAUAAAAAAUAACCCCAACAUCGAUGACCUUACAAAGAAGAAGCUGAUAAGUACCAUAGAGAACUCCUUCUUUGCAGAUAAGAAUGGCAGCAUGCGACUGUUGCAUGAGGAAGAAGAGGACGCCGUGCACGACGAACUGCACCAGGGGGACUACGUGGAAAUGCUGGAGGCGCAGCAAGAAGUUGUAAAAGGUGCAUCCAAGUAUGACUCAAGCGCCAGCUCAAAAUGUGGCUCAAGAAAUGGGGCCAUGGUGGCAACAAGAAAUAGCACCAAGAACCUCCCCAAGAGUGGCACGAGGAUCAUACAACAGAAUGACGAUCCCGAACGGUUGAGUCACUUCAAUCAGGGCGAAAAUUUGCGAAGGGAAAGAAAAAACGAAUUCAAAGUUCAGCACACUUCCUAUACCAUCGAUCAAAUGAGAAGCGGCAAUUUGAACGAGUGCUUCGACACCAGUUCCACUUCGAAACAGAUGCUGGGUGCUCACCAGGAACACAAUUUGGGGGGCAACCCUGGUUAUGCUUAUGAUGAGAGUAAAGCCCACUUGUACGAAAUGAAUCGAAAAGAGGACACAAGAAACUCUGGUGCUAAGGAGAGAAGAAACAAAAGAUCCAAAAGAAGCAUGAAUAUUGCAAACGAAAGGGGUUUAGAAGAGGAACCGUUGCAGCUUGGCGAUGAACGUAUCGACGAAAAGUAUGAGACAUACAACGGGCCAAGAAAUGGAAUGAGUUGUGUCGAUAAUAGCAGCGCAGUCAGUAGCGGAAACAGCAGCGUUGUUAGUAGUGGGAAGAAUGAAGGAAGUUACAUCGACGAACUGAACAGCAACGGUAUUGGCAGCGUAACACAUAACAGUUUUGUCCAGGAGGCACUGUCGAGGGGAUCUUUGGGUGGCGCAACUCUCAAGAGGGGAAAGCGACCAAUCAACUGUAAGGGGGAUAAUAAUGGCCACGACGAAGUGAAGAAAGUAACCACAAGAAGGGGCAGAAUGGUCAAACAUAUGGAGAAGUACGGAAAGGAGGUAAUCGAAAAUGUCGAUGGCCGACUCUUUCUCUAUAGCAAUGUUAGAAAGAGUAGAAGCAUCGGAGGCGCAUACGCACCAGGUGGGGAGACGAACGGGAACAAUGAAGAAUUCGCGCGCCGAAAGUUUCACACCGAGGAGAAGAAGUCGGCCCAGCAUGUCAGCAUGAAGGAUGAUCAAAACCCACCCGUGGAAACGAACACAUGUGUGUACCCAAAAAAAAGAACAGAGAACGAGGAGGAAGACCUUAGUCUAGUUAUCGCUCCAAACGAAUAUGACGGGGGUAGAGAAAUGUCAAGUAACAUGAACAAGUUCAAAUCGGAUGAUUUAUUUAUUAAGAAGUAUGAUUUGACAAAUGAUGAGAAGAAGCAGAAGUUGCACUUAGCCGAUCUUAUGCGAAGCAACGAAUUGAAACGGAGUAGCGACAACUACUUUAAGCUGAAUUCGAACUUUCCGAGUAACCUACUAAGUACCAGUACAAGCAGCAGCUAUACCAAUGACAACCUGAAGGGAAGCAGCAACAACUACAGUUUGAAUGAUCUCUCUUCCAACACAUUGACCAGCAGAUUUCAAUUGGAUGAAAGCAUGCCCAGCAAUCUGAAUAUGAGUUCACAAAUGUACCUAAAUAACUACAGCUCUUAUGAGAAGAAGAGAAAAAAAACGGACAAGAGGAAUUUAGACAGCUUGUAUAAUAACACACCGACUACAUACGCGACCUGCAUGAAUGAAUGCAGCAGCACGACGAUGAAGUUCGUCGACCAUGACAUCAGCAACGAUGAGAUUAUUAACCACAAGAGUAAGAAUCAUAUUUUGAGUGUGAAGGGGGAGAACGACCCAGAGGGGAUAAAAGGCCUUCAGGAUGCUGCCAUCAAUAUGGAGUACCUCACAAAGGAAGUCAUUAAAGGAAAUAAAAAUAUUAUUAACUUGAAUAAAAAAAUGGGAGAUAAUAAGAUGCAUGGGGAGAAGAACGACUUGUUGGUGGCCGGCGAGGGAAUUCCCUUCAGCGAUGCGCUUAGCAGCAACUCUAAUUUGCCCUACCAGUUGGUUGUCGACGAUUUGGAUGAUAACAGAGGGAGUCUUGCCCAUAGCGCCAGUCACACAAGUCGCACAAAUGGCACAAACAGUGCAGACCUUGCAAACCGUGGAAACCGUCCAAACGUUACGAACAACAACAGCAGUGGCAAUGAUGACGCCCCCUGGGAAGACACAAUUAACCAAGAGGUUGAAGGCGCCGCGAAGGAGUAUGCAGACAGCGUCAACGAAAAGGAACAACCCGAAGCGAUUAACAGCUCACAAUUUGAUGAAAGGAUCCUAUUCAAAAGUAAGAGCCAAAGUGACAAUGGAAAAUUUUUAAACUUCUUCUUGAAAAGGAAAAUAUCCUCCUCCCUUUCAGAUCAUAAAGGAGCCUACGUGGCUCACCAGAUCCCACACAACAUGCUGCACUCCAAUGUCGUGAAGAGCGAAAAUGAAUUUUUGCUGAACAGAGCCAAAAGUUUGAACCUAGAUUUCGGAAGACUCUCACAGGGACAGGAAGAGUAUGAUAAUGUGCUUGAUGAGCACAGUGGCGUUAAUAGUAGCAAGAACGACAUAUACGAUGACAUGGUCCGGGUUAAGGAUGGAAAGAUGAGCAACUCCAAUUUCUCCGACCCGGUUGAAAUGUCUGAGGGCUUUGGUCAGCAGCUGGUCAGCGGUGAAAUUGCGUCAAAGGGAAAGGAGGAUGAACUCGAAGGAGAAGCUGCUAAUGGAGCAGUUACUGAAACGGCCAGCGGCGCGGUUAGCGUCUCGGUUGAUGGAUCCCCUACCGAUCAGGUUGUCGGCAUGCCCACUGAUGCCCCCAACCAACUAUCCAACCCCAUCGGGUCCAGCCCCAAAAAUGAAAUUGACAUAUCCAUCUGCACACUGGCCAACUGCCCCACACACAACCCUCAAGGUUACACAAAAAAUGUGUCAAGAAAAGGAGACGCGCAAGGGGAGGGAGGAAUGGUAAAGGAAGAAAAUGAUGAACUCAAGAGAAUCCCCGGAGUUUAUUACGACAAAAAUUCACAGAGAUGGUUUGGAGAACACAAAAUAAACGGUGUUAAAUGUGCCCAAAGUUUUGCAGUAAAAAAACAUGGAUGUGAAGAAGCGAAAAGGUUAGCAAUCGAAUGGAAAAAGGCAAGAAUAAGGGGAGAAGUAUGGGACCGAUUUAUAAAUAAAAAAAAAAAAAGUAGUAACAAUCCCAACUGUGUGAGUAAGACAACGAAGACUAGCCGACCGUCUGUUGAAGAAUUACGAAUAAAGUAUCUAUCCAUGAGCAAAAACAUGCCAAAGGUUAGAGGAGUGUGGUUCAAUUCGACUCCACAGAGAAUGGGAUGGGUAGGACAAGCAUACAAAAAAUGUAAGCGAAUUGAAAGAAUCUUCUCUGUUAAUAAAUACGGCUUCGAAGGCGCAAGAAAGCUUGCCAUUGCCUUUAGAAAUUCACAAAAACCCUCCAACGAAGAUAGCGAUGAAGACAGCUGGUCUAAGGAUGACAAAAUGAACAUAAAAAAUGUCGAAGAAAACUUAAAUAACUAUGAAUACAAGAAUGAAUACCCAGAAUCGAACGAAAUUCCAAUUACAAAUAAUAACAGCAGCAGUAAUAGCAGUAAUGAGAUUAACCAAACCAAAAUGGAAACCAAAGAUACCAGAAUUAAUCUCUGUAGAGAUGCUAUCCUGUUCAUUUUACAUGACCUGGAAACUAUCCUUGAAUUAAACAUUCCAAUGCUCCAUAAAAAUGUGAAUAUUUACAAAAUUUGUAUAAAGCACCACUUAAAUUAUUUAACCCUCAUCAAAAGUGAGGAGCAGAUUAUUCCCUACCUCAACAUAUUUGGUGAUUAUAUUCAGAGGUGCAUUUUGCCGACUGAUUUGCCCUACGCCGAACUGUACGUGCUGAUAGACUCCCUGAUCCAUAAUGACAUUUUGCCCUCAUUUGACCACAAGGAGAACUUCUCCGAGUACUCCAUGGCGGAGGACCCCGGAAUUAUUACGCCCUCCAUGUUGCUGUGA
Molecule: messenger RNA, 7179 nt
Organism: Plasmodium inui San Antonio 1
Lineage: Eukaryota; Apicomplexa; Aconoidasida; Haemosporida; Plasmodiidae
Exons: 1
Coding region: 1-7179 (2392 amino acids)
Biological process (GO): regulation of DNA-templated transcription
Molecular function (GO): DNA-binding transcription factor activity
Source: RefSeq, a predicted model, not a curated record